Drosophila elegans is the source of this 1244-nucleotide messenger RNA. Its product is annotated as GDNF-inducible zinc finger protein 1. The coding region runs from base 79 to 1071 and encodes 330 amino acids. Gene Ontology annotation, biological process: regulation of transcription by RNA polymerase II. NCBI's taxonomy places the organism in Eukaryota, Metazoa, Arthropoda, Insecta, Diptera, Drosophilidae. The record is from RefSeq and is a predicted model, not a curated record. Gene Ontology annotation, molecular function: zinc ion binding; DNA-binding transcription factor activity; RNA polymerase II cis-regulatory region sequence-specific DNA binding. The transcript has 4 exons. Gene Ontology annotation, cellular component: nucleus.
ACCUCUAUACUGCCUGGGUCUGCCAUCACUAACUGCCACAACAAUAAAUAAAUAAAACCAUACAAUCUAUAAAAAGCAAUGGACAUCGGUCAAGUCUGUCGCUUAUGCGCGAAUAAAAUCAAGGACCCAAAGCGCGAACGCAACAUAUUCAAGUACUUGCGCGGCAAGCUGCUGGGGCAACUGAAGCAGAUUACUGGAGUGGAGCUGACCACCGACCAGGGACUGCCCGAGUUGGUCUGCGAGCGCUGCUUUUCCGAGCUGGACUUGGCCACCAAAUUCCGCGAGCGCUGCAUCUUUUCGCAAAAAUACUUGCUGGACAUUAAGAAGAAGGAGCGGGAUUCGAGGGAAGUCCACAUAGAGAAUGAACUUGAACCGCUGGCCGAGCAGUUAAUUGAUGCGGAUCAGUUGGGGGCGCACCUGACCGAGGAGUUCAUGGUGUACGAGGGAGCGACCGAGGAGGGAGAAGAAAUAGACGAGUUCCCGCCCGAUGACGAUCCCGAGGCGUCGGUAAUAGCAGCUGCGGAGGCCGCCCACCAGGCGGAGAUCCAGGAGCAGCAGUUGGAACGGGCCGCCAAGCGGCGCAGGAAUUUCUUCAUCUGCGACGAGUGCGGACAGCUGUUUAGCGACGAGCACCUGUACAACGAGCACUUGGACCGCCACCUGGACCGUCGGGAGAUGAAGCAGUUCUUCCCCUGCCCCGAGUGCCCGCAGACCUUCAGCAAAAAGAUUCAUCUAAAGGAUCACCGUGCCCAAGUCCACAGCUUGCGCAACUUCAGGUGCUCUAUCUGUGGCGAGAUUUUCUCGGAGAUGGGAGCCAAGUUGCGGCACGAAAAAGCUCAUAAAAACGAACGGCCUUACCCGUGCUUGGAAUGCGGAAAGAUUUUCUCUAGCGUCUCCCAGUUGCGAAACCAUCGUUUAACCCACACAGACGACAACUGGAAAUUCAGGUGCGAGCCCUGCAACAAGGAAUUUGUAACUCGAAAGGAUCUGCUAGCACACACGGAAACCCAACCGCACAGACGAUUGGCUAGACAUAUGCAGGAUGAAAUUGAAUUGAUCUUUGACAGUUAAACGCAUCCCUUUUACUAUUCUAAGCCUAUUAUUAUACGUUUUUUCAUUGUACUCAAAAAUAUCAGCUAGAACUGAUAUGGGUUAUUUAUCGAAUAACUUUAACUUAUUUAUGUUAAAUCAAUUUAUGUUUAUAUAAAUAAACACAAGAGUGUGCAACUCAUCAGUCGUUAAAA